UCUGUAAUAUAACCUCCAUGACCCUGCUUUGGAGCCCAUUUCCACCUUUUGACAUGUUUCCUCUACCUCCACUUCUGGUGUUUUGAAGCUAGGUAUUGUAUAGUAUUAUUACAUCUGCCCAUCAGCAGCUGGCAAAUAUUAUAGUGUUUUUUUAAGCGUGCGUUGUUGUGUGAACCGAAUUGCUGGGGCAGUGUUAUUGUCAGGACAUCCUAUGUUUGUGGGACUGGUUGGUUGUUUUGCCCCAGCCCUUCUACACUGUAAAUAUUAUGUCUGCUGAAUAAAUACCUCCACCUUAGAGGAACCUGGCUCACAGAGAUGUUCUGUGACAGGCCUUGUGAAGCUCAGCACCUUGUCAGUCAGCCUGUCAAUCACCUGAGCUGUUACCAUGGAAGCUGGAUGUCUGUACGUGUCUCGGAGAGAGACUCACUCAGGCCAAAGAGAGAGUCCUACCUACAAAUAAUUUUAAAGGUGUAUGACUCCACAUUGUUAGUGAAAAAGCAUAAAGAGUGCAAUGUGUGUCUGUGUGCUUCCACAUAGCCUGUUGUUGUUGAAAGGCUUAUAACAAUAUUCUCCCAGUAGGGAGGAAUGUGAGACUCUUGAUUUUGGGAAGCUAUAGGCAGAGGCUAGUGCAAGAGGAACUCUCCCAUCUCAUAACUGUUGGUUACUUGGCUGUGAAUGUGUGGAGGAGUACAUGCGCUUUCACUAUCACCCUGCCAAAGCACACACAGUCCCAGAGCUCUGAGCUAACGUUAAUAACCUUCCUAAUGAGCCUGGCACUCCCAUGUUCUUUAAUCACGGUGCAUAUGGGUGUCAGGCUAGCAUAGCUAGGCUAAUGUUCCUCUGCACUUUACUCUGUGUGCAUAUGGGUGUCAGUCUAGCUCAGUUAGGCUAUAGGCUAAUGUUCUAAUACUACACUUUACUCAAGAGUGCAUGGGCCAGGCUAAACAGCAGCUGGUGCACAAGGUUUUGCUCGCCUGAGUUAGAGCUCAGCUAGGCUACUGUAAAAAAUGUCUGGGCAAGGGUUACCUCUGCUCUCUGCGCUGUUGAUAUGUUGCAGAUGCCCAGUUGUGGUUGUCAUAGUUCAACAGUGUUUCUUGACUCUCUAUUCUUGUCUCUCUGACGCCAUUGCUCCAGUUGAUGAAGUUGACCACCUGCACACCACGACGGAGGGAGAUGGGGACAGCACCCCUCUCCCAUUCAAGGGCAAGGGCAAGUUCUCUACCCUUGGCAAGAUCUUCAAACCAUGGAAGUGGAGGAAGAAGAAAAGCAGCGAGAAGUUUACGGAGACUUCAGAAGUUCUGGAGAGAAAGAUGUCGAUGAGGCGACCGAGGCAGGAGCUUAUAGAACAGGGAGUGCUGAAGGAGCUCCCGGAGAAUGAAGGGGACGAUCCUCACAGCCCCAAGCAGCCCUACGUGAAGAAUGGUCACACCCUGCCCGUGGGUGGAGGUGGUGGAGGGGGCAGAGGGCAGGAGAACCAGACAAGACCCCCUUCAGACUCUGGGGUGAACCCCUCAGACUUUAAGAUUAACCCAGCCUGGCUGCCCCAGCCAGAGGACCGCAGGGUCCGCUUCCCCCCGGAUGUAGACCGCCAUGGGGACCAGGGUGGCCCCAGAGGCUCCGGACAUCAGGAGGAGGGCCAGCGAGGAGGUGGAGGACGGUCCCAGGGGGAGGGGAAGUCUAACAUGGCCUGGCAGGGCCAGGUGAUGGGCCAGGUGCAGGGGAUGGGACAGGAGGAGGGUAGACGUGGGGGCAGACUACACCCUUCUGAUGGAGACAAGCGGCCGGGCCUGCAGAAGGCGCCAUCAGAGGACGGAAGGAGGAGUCGCCCCGCUGAGACAACAUGGAAGCCCACCCUCCCCCGGCACGCGUCCGCAGAGGAGGGAAGGGCCCGUAGAGAAUCAGAUAGCCAUUUUGUUCCUGACCCAGAUUCGCUGCGGGAUACUCUCCGAGAGUCACUGCCCCCCAAACAGUCCGUUAUGCCCCCCAAGUGGCUGAUAAGCUCCACCCCUGAGCCCAGCAGCGAACCGAACCCUGCAACCACAUACUCUUCCUCCUCCUCUUCUUCCUCUGCAGUUGCAAAGCCUGCCCAAACUGUCUCCUCUGCAGGCGCCAACACCCAAUCUUCAGCAAUAGUGUCCCUUGCGCCAUCCUCCACCCCCCAGGCGACCAAGCAGCCACCCCUCCCCCUGCCCAAGCCUGUCAACAGGGGCGUUAAUGCUGCCAUGUUGGCCUCCACUCUACAGGGGGGUGUGAACCAGAAUGACUCCCAACUGCCCCUCUACUGGUCCUGCUGGAAACGCGAGGGUGACUAUGACGUCUACCUGUCCCUCCCGGUCUACCUGUGUCGGCGGGACGGCAGAGGCCUGCGGUCAGGCAACCUCACCCAGGCCGGUACCAGCUUUGUGCCAACUAAGCCCUCUCCACCGAUGCCCCCCAAGAGGACCACCCCUGUCACAAAGCGCAACCCGGAGGACCCCUCUGCGUCCACCCAGUCGGUCCCCACCCCCUCCCCCUCACUGCUUUCUCCUGAGGACCAUCAUAACCACUCAGUCGGCUUCCAGAUGCCUCCCCCGUCCCCGCCCUUACCCAACUACAUCCCCCCUUCUCCCCCCCGCCAGCAUCUGCACACGCACUACCUCCACCACCAGCACUCCUACCAACAUCCCAUCCCCCAGCCCUUGCUCUUUGACCCCCCCAGCCCCACCAGUGAAACCCCCCAGCGUCCGGCCCCCGUCCCCCUGCACAUCAUGAUCCAGAGGGCCCUGUCCAGCCCCGGCCAGGCCCAGCCGCAUCCCGACGGCUCCCAGCGUUCAGCCCACUCCCUGCUCUUUGAGACGCCACUCGAGUACCAGGGGGACCGCGGCCGGCCCCUAGCCGUCAGCAUCCAGCCUCUGAAACUGGCUGAGGAUGACUACUCUGAGGAGGAGGAGGAUGAUGAUGAUGAAGAGGAGGAGUACGAUGGGGAGCUUCCCCAGCCAGAGCUGGAGCCACGGAGCAGGAGGUGCAUGGUGGGAGAGCCCAGUAUCAACGUCAUCCCCGAGGGGCCCAACAGUAGUGAGGAGGAGGAGGAAGAAGAGCAGGACCUGCAAAGGGAAGACAGCGACUCGGACGGGCCAGUGCUCUAUAAAGAUGAAAAUUCAGAUGAGGAUGAGGAAGAUGAGCCUCCACCCAGUGCUUUGGCCAGCAGGGUCAGAAGGAAAGACACGUUAGCUUUGAAACUGAGUAACCGACACGCCCCAGAGAAACAUGCUCGAGAGGACAAGUCCAGCAGUCACACCGAACGACGCACUCCGGGACACACACCGGGUCACACACACCAAGGGUCAACAGGGCUGACAUGGCAGAGCAGGGAGCAAUGGGAGGCCAUACGCACACAAAUAGGCUCUGCACUCACAAGGCGUCUCAGCCAGAGACCCAGUGCAGAGGAGCUGGAGCAGAGAAACAUCCUUCAACCCAAGAACCAGGUAGACAGGCAGGCGGAGGUCCGAGAGAUCAAACGUAGACUCACCAGGAAGCUGAGUGAGAGGCCCACGGUUGCUGAGCUACAGGCCAGAAAGAUCCUGCGCUUCCAUGAGUAUGUGGAGGUCACCACAGCCAAUGAUUACGAUCGGCGAGCAGACAAGCCCUGGACCAAGCUAACACCCGCCGACAAGGCUGCCAUUCGAAAGGAGCUCAAUGACUUUAAGAGCUCUGAAAUGGAGGUUCAUGAAGACAGUAGGAUCUAUACAAGGUUCCACCGGCCUUAGCAUCCACCCCAUACUGGAAAACACUUACUUAACCAGUGGCCAGCAGAGUCUCUGGAGAGGAGUCGCGGGGUCUCGGUGCUCCCUAAACAGACUUCCCUUUUAUGUUGCUGAAUGUACUGUACAGAUCAUCAAGGAAGGCCCUGGAAUUGACUGAACGGAAAACAGGGGGACUGAGGACCAGAUGCAGUAUUUCUAUCAGACAAUAGGGGGUGCCAAGUGCCAACAAAGUGAAGAGGUGGCAGAGGGGCUUGACUGAGAGGGCUGACUGGGAGCCACUCUGCCGAUUUGUGUUAUACUUCGGGGUUCCACUGACAACGACCUUUUGCCACCUCUUUCGAUGUUGCCUUUUUUCUGAUUUUACUCUGUAUGGCACAGUUAACCCAUGUUGCAGAGAUGUAAAUGUAAUAACAUUACAGUAAUAAUAGUCCUAAUAAUGACAGCUACAAUAAUAAACACAUUAAUAAUAAAUGUUAGAGACGAAGCUGCAGAAAGAGAAUGAGGAGGAAGACGACUGUGGGAUUUGCCAUUCUCCUAACUGGAAAAGCUCUGGGAUUUUUGUGCACUUCUGUAUAGAUUUCUGUGAUUUCUUAGACUGAAACUUGAGAGUUCUAAUAAUGACAACGUAAUGCAUAAUAUUUUGAUCACAUCAGAAAUUACUGCUUUUAUUUGAACCUGUUUCAAUAGUGUGCAUUUUUACAUUUUAAUCAUUUAGGAGACACUCAUCCAGAGUGACUUACAGGAGCAAUUAGGGUUAAGUGCCUUGCUCAAGGGCACAGCGGCAGAUUUGUCACCUAGUCCGCUUGGGGAUUCGAUCAGCGAACUUUCGGUUACUGGCCCAACGUUCUUAACAGCUAGCCUGCCUUGCCUGUAUUUAUAUUUGGCUGUGACGCGGGGUGAGCAUUUGAGCUUUAACUAGUCAUAGGAAAGAACACAACGAGGAGGUAGUUGGUGUGCUAUUCUUUUUUUUUUUUUUCUCUCGUUUUUUUUGCCAGACUCUGAUCCCCAUGCUGACAGUAGAAUGCUGUUUUCAUAUCACAGAUAUCUUCAUUUCGCUGCAUGAGCCAACACACAGUGCAAUUAUUGAAUCAACACUUUUUUUUUAUUUACGCUUUUUUAUUUGUGUUUUUUGUACUUCUCUACAUAGGUCAAACCAUGCAAUGCUGCAAAUAAUAGCUGUUUUAAAAUGCUAAGAUUAUGAUGAUGGCAUCUUAAAUAAAACAAAAGUUAAAAUGUUCUGUAAAGAUUUGUAUCAAAGUGCAGUUGGCAUAGAUCAGGAUUUGAUGAAAAAAAACACAAUUAGUGGAUUUUACGGUUGACAGGGAAUCAUUUCGGCAGGAAAAUACUUUUUUAUCUGGAGAAAUGUUACAUGCGUUGUAUUCUGGCCAGUAGAUUACAGAGUCCUUUAAUGUACAGAUCCAUUUAGGUUACUGUUGUGUAUAUCUUGUUCUUCUUUAUUAUUUGAAAAUAAAUGUUAACUAUAAUAGUAUUAUAGGUUGCUAUUUUUCUAAGCACAAAAUAUUACUGUAUGAUUAAACACUACAACAAUGGGAAUCUUUAAGUGUUCAGUUUAACUUCGUUUUUUUUACGAAAUGUGGAAUUUUAGUAACUGCCUGUAAAUAGUCACCUAUAAUUAAAAACCUUAAAUCACUCUGA
Molecule: messenger RNA, 5399 nt
Organism: Oncorhynchus kisutch (coho salmon)
Lineage: Eukaryota; Metazoa; Chordata; Actinopteri; Salmoniformes; Salmonidae
Product: phosphatase and actin regulator 4B
Exons: 13
Coding region: 1008-3746 (912 amino acids)
Biological process (GO): neural crest cell migration; actin cytoskeleton organization
Molecular function (GO): actin binding
Source: RefSeq, a predicted model, not a curated record